AUGAAUAAACAAGAGACAACCUCUUCAAUUGUGGUUAAUUCGGAAGAAUGGGAUGCUUUGCAUAACAAAUUAAAGGAUUUAAAAGAACUAAAUAAUGGAUUGAAAAAUGAAUUUCUAGUACUUUCAAAUUCGUUAAAUUUAAGUAAUAACAACAGUAAUAAUUCAAUCAAUAAAAAACAACUGGAUUUCUCUGAACUAGAAAAACGUUUUGAAGUCAUAAACAGUAUCAAUGAACAAUUAAAAAAUGAAUUGUAUACUAAAAAUAAAGAAUACUUCCAAAUAAAACAAGAGUGUGAUGUGAAGAUAGAAGAUUAUAAAUCCAAUUUGAAUGAAUUGAAACAUCGAUUGAGUAAAGAAAUUUUGCAGAAUAAAAAUAAUAAACAAAAAAUAAUUAAUGUAUAUGAACAUUCAAUUAAUGAAUCAUUGGAAAAUGAUAAAAAAUAUGUCAAAGAUUUCGAAAAAUUAGAGACUUUAGAAUCAAAGUUUUUGGAGACUUAUGAUCAGAUGAAUAUAAUGAAAAAUAAAAUAUACUUCAAUACACAACCAGCAACACCAAUUGCUGAAAAUGAACCUAGCGAAGAAAGUUAUGACGUUGAGGUCGAUAACAAUUACAACUCUUGGAGAACGUCGAUCGAAUAUAAUGAAAAAUUAAAUAUCAAAAAGGUGGUAUACAAGCUUCAAGAACGUCUUGAAACUGUCUCAACAAUGAAUAAAGAACUACUUAAGAUCAUUAAAUUAUCAGAGAAUGAAGAAAUGAAUAUUAGUUUACAAAAUUUGAAUUCAAAUAAUAACAACUUAUAUAAUGAUACUCAUUCAAAUAAUGAUUUUGAAUUUGAUAUUAAUAAUAUUGACGAUAUUAAAACAGAAUUAAUUAAAGAAAAAUAUGAGAAAUCUUUAUUAGAAAAAAAAUUCAAUGAUUUUUUAUUCGACAUAGAAAGUAAACUACCGUAUUUACAAAAUAAUUCAGUUGAAAAUGAAACUAAUAAUGGUAAUAAAAUUGAAGAGCAAAAAAUCAUUCAUGAACAUGACUCUUUAAAAUUAGAAAAUCAAUCGCUUAAAAUUAAAUUAAAUGAUUUUGAAUCUACAGUAAAAACAUUAUUACAACAGAGAUCUGAUUUAGGGCAUCAAAUUAAUUAUUUAUUAAUCACUCAGUCAUAUCUUAAUGAAGAUAAUAAUAAAAUAUUAACUGAAAACGAAUUGAAUUUCAUUAGAAAUCUAGUUGCACAGCCAACCAAUACUUGGAGUACUGAAACACAAAAUAUAAUAAGUGAGAGGCUACUUAAAUUUUCUAAUGUUAGUGAUUUGACAGCUAAAAAUAUUAAGUUGAUAAGUUUAGUAAGGGAAUUAACCAAUAAAAUGGAGUCUAUUGAGAAGCAAAAUUCACAAAAGUUUGGUGAUUUAGAAAUGGAUUUCAAAUCCAUCGAUGAAGCCAAACAAAGAAUGAUUGUUCUAAAAGAAGAAAAUGUAAAGAACAAAGAUAUAAUAAAUCAAAUCAUAUCAGAGAAAAAAUUACUUGAAGAUAAAAUACAUGGGUUAAAUUCAACGGUUACUGAACUAAACAAAUCAAUGGAAAUUAAACGAGAGCCAACGUUAAAGAAUUUAGAACUUCAAAAAACUAAUCAAUCUUUGCUGGAAAAAAACAAUCAGUUAUCAAUUGAAAUUAGUAAUGCCUCCAACGAAAAUAAGAUACUUAAGGAAAAGUUUGAUCUAUUAAUUAAAUCUUAUACAGAGUUAAAAGAAUUAAAGUCUGAAAUAUCAACCUAUACUAAAUCUAGUGUAAUAUCAAAAGACGGCAAUGAGACUGCUAAGAUUUCAGAGCUGGUUGAUUUGAAGGCUAAGUGUAAAAACCUAGAGAAAAGUUUCAAAGAUAGAGAAAGUAAGUUUCAAGAAUUGGAAAUUGAAAACAAUAACGUGAAAGAUGAACUGAAAAAAGUUUUAUCUGAAUAUAAUACGUUUAAAUCAACUAGAGGUACUAUCGAUUCUUUCAAUCAAAACAAAAACUCGAUUGGUAUUAAUGAGAAUACAAAUAAGCAACUGCUAAAAGAAGAACUAAAUACUGUCAAAAGUUUAAAUAAAUCCUUAGAAGCUAAGAUAAAACUCCAAGAAAAUGAUAUUAAAAUUUUGAUUGAAAAAUAUAAAUCUCAAAUCAAAUGGUAUCAAGACAAAAUUGACGAAAUGAAUACAACAAUGGAGGUUAAAAUAUCAAAUUUAGCUAGCUCUGCCGAAUCAGCAGCUAUGCUAAAAAAUAAAAAUGAAAUAGAUGAAUUGAAAAAACAAAUAGAGACCAAAUCUAAAGAACUUACAGAAUCAUUGGAUAGAUUUGCUAGGUUAAAAAAACAGGCAAAGGAUAAGUUGAAUGAAUUUAAAGGUACUGAGAAUAAAUUGAGAGAAGAUUAUUGUGACUUAGAAAAAUCUAAAAAUGAAUUGGAACAAAGGCUGUUACUAUUAGAAUCUUCAGAAAAAAGUCUUCAAGAGGAAAUUGUUAAAAUGAAGGAUGAAUUGAUGACAUCAAAUAAUGAACUUGAUAACAACCAACGCUCACAAGAAGAGUUAAGAAAUGAGUACGAAAAACAAAACAAACUAUAUAAAAUUAAAGAAGAGGAACUAGAAUCGGCUUUAAAUCAACUGAUGUUGAAAGAAAAUCAAAAUUCUGCUCUUGAUCUCGAGAGUUUACCUGAUGAUGUAAUGCUGAAGCUAAAAGAAAUGGUUAAAAAAGAUAUCGAAAUCGAGAAUGAUAUAAUUUUGAAGGCAAAACUGAAAGAGAUAGAGAAAAAUUCAGCAAAGGACGUAAACACCGAUUCCAUCGAGUUAUCUGAUGACAAUAUUUCUACGAUGAAAGAAGCAUGGGAAAAGGAAUAUCAGCAUAUACUAAAAAUUAGAAUCGAAGAUGCUGAAAACCAAGCUAUGGCGAGAACUAGGAAAGAGCUAGAGAAGGAAUAUGAGGAGAGGUUGUCGAAAGAAUCUGAGAAAUUAAGUGAUCAGUAUAAUAACAAGUUAAAGGAUGAUCUAUCAGAGGAACUUUUAAAGAUAGAUAAAAAAUAUGCGAUGGAACUAGAAACCAAACUGAAAAACGAAACUGAUGAAAGUAAAAAAGAAUUUCAAGAUGCCCUUGGUACAGAGCAGACAAAAAAUAAAAUUUUAUCGAAAAAAAUUGAGUUUCUUGAAACUCAAAUAAAGGAACUCAAGGAUGAACAAACUAAGCAUCAUUCUAACCCAAUGAAGUCGGACGAGAAAAUACCUUCAACUACCAAUCUAUCAACUAAUUUUGCUUUUGGACAAAACCCAUUUGUCUCUAAUGCGAGUCAAAAUGCUUAUAUGUCUAACGUAUUUUUAUCUGGUUCCCCCUUCUCUAGAAACGCACCAGAAAAAGCGUUCAAACACUCAACACCUGAUAAUACCAAUUCAUCUAUAACUGUCCAACCAACUCUGACAUUCAAUACAGAUUUUUCUAAUGAAAGUAAAGAUUUAAAACGUUCGGCAGAAUCUGCAGCAGAAGAUGAUGAGGUUGAAGAAGGUGAUAACAAAAUUGCCAAGAUACAAAGAGACGAUUAA
This is a messenger RNA of Tetrapisispora phaffii CBS 4417, 3552 nucleotides long. RefSeq lists its product as uncharacterized. The transcript has a single exon. The record is from RefSeq and is a predicted model, not a curated record. Bases 1 to 3552 code for a protein of 1183 amino acids. Lineage: Eukaryota; Fungi; Ascomycota; Saccharomycetes; Saccharomycetales; Saccharomycetaceae.